CUAUAGUUAGACGACGAGUUUGUGGCUAUUUGUAGCUGUUGGUUUCCCCGAGACAAGUAGUAUCUGAUAGCUCACCCACUUUCAUAGCUAUAACCGAAAUGAACAGCUUUGCCACGACCAUCCAUGUCGCGUCGCGGCAGGACUUGACGCCGGUGUUGCCUCUGUACAAGAAAUGGCUGCCCUCGUCCCACCUCACCUUGAUUUCGCAGUGGGCGAAAGUGGCCAAGGUAGCGCUGGGCGUGUUCUGCACGUUCCUCCUUGUCGUGGACGUGUCCAGCAACAACUGGGAGCUGAUCGACUACGUCGGGGAUGCCAAGCACCUUCUCACGCCUCUCCUGGCCAUCGAUUCGGUCGACACUAUGCAGGAUCGGUUCACGUUCUGCGACGGCGGCGCGCCGUCCGAUGUGUCGCAGAUCGGCCAAUUCCACAUCAACAUUUCGUUGGCUCAAAUUCAAGCGAGGGACAGCAACACGUUCAUCCUGGGCACGACCAAGCACCUAAUCCAGGAUCGUGCCAAUGACAUUUGCGGCGAAAUAGUUCAAUCAUAUCCAAUUAAAGACCCCACUGCCAAGUCCGUCCGCCUUGGGACCGUCGACGACGACAUCACGUUUGCGCGAGGAACUGCUCUCACCCACUGGUUCGGCAACACACAGUCGUCGCCCCAAGCGACAGAUGGCAUGAAUGAGACGCAGUUAAGGGCACUCGGGUACGUUCCGGCGCGGCACAGCACGGACCUCCGCCUCAUGACCCCCCUCGUCCUCCCCCCGCCCGGCCAAGUGACAGCAGGCUCCGUCUCCAUGUACCGGUUCUUCAUGAAAGCGUUUUGCUCAGGGUGUGUGCCUGGCACGGAGCUCGGGCUGGACACGUGUGUGAUCGAGUAUUUAUACAACGACACGACGAACACUCUGGAGAUUACAUCGAGCCAAGCCAUCCUCGGGGGGAGCCACGAACUGGGGUUCAUCUUUCAACGUCGAGGGGGGCCCAUACUCGCGCUGUACGUUCGCUUCGUCAUGGUGCUGCUCGUCAUUGCCGUGUACACCACCAGUCAAAAGACCGUCCAGUGGGUGGACUUAACCCAGCAAACGCUGCCCCAACGCCUCCUUCGGUUGGUUGCCCCCCCUCUGUACCGCCAGCCCUGUUUCGUGUUUGACUUGAGCGACAUUUGCUUUAACAGCGACAUCUUUGUCGUGUUGUACUCGCUCACGGUGCUCGCAGACGAAGAGAUCAGCAUGGUGUAUUCCAGAGUGUUGAGCCACUGGUACACCAACAGCGGGUUGGAUCCGUGGCUGCAGCUGCGCCUCAUGUCUAUGACCGUCCGGUGGUUGUGGCUCAACUGCUUUUUGCUCAAAGCCGCCAAGUGGAUGUGGAACGUCGCCAGCAUAGUGCAGUACACUGGAGACAGCUCGGUCAUGGGCUGGCUCAACUUUAGCUCGGUCACGUGGUUGUACCUUGGCGUCCUCGUUUUGUUUGUACGCAACGAGUUCAUCGAGUUCAGCAACUCGGUGAUCAUGGACUUGAACCAUGCGACGCAAAACUUGGACGCAGUGUCCGUGUCGUUUCUGGACAGCUGGUACCUUCGAGCCAUGCCGGGGCUGGCGGUCGUGCUAGUCAUCAACGUAGUGGCCAUGUUGGCGCUGGAUCGAGCGGCGAAUCGGCGGUGGUGGCGAGUGUUCGUCAAGAGCUCUGUUGGAAGGCAGCUCAUGUUCAACUCGACGUCCAUCGUCGCCGAAGUGCGCGGGGACGUGGUGGAGCACCUCGGCUACACGGGCGUGACGAUGAAAGCCCGGGCGCUGGCGACCUUUCGCUGGUUCUUGUCGACCCAUUUGACCUGUUUCGGGCUUGCAGAACACCCCAAGGUCAUGCGAGGGCUCGGUGCGUUCAAGCCAAGGCGGAUCAGCGCCGACGACGGUACGUCCAGCGCCGAAACGGUUGACGACACGUCGUCGGGCAACUCGAGGCGCCGGGUUGGGUCGUCAACAUCGCAAGUGACAGAUGACCUGGUCCAGCCGUCGCCGUCGGAAAUCACCAUGACGCAGCAUCUGUACAUCCUCGUUCAAGAUCGAGAUGGCCACGUGCAUGUGAUCGACGGAGACAAGCGGGAGAUGCAAGCACUGAAUGUUGAAGUCAAGAUCUUAAGAGAUGCUAACGUGCUGUUGGGAUGAUCAUAAUUCCAAUGUCAAUAAGAUAAAGAUGAGUUGCAAAACCAC
Molecule: messenger RNA, 2207 nt
Organism: Aphanomyces astaci
Lineage: Eukaryota; Oomycota; Saprolegniomycetes; Saprolegniales; Verrucalvaceae
Exons: 1
Coding region: 99-2162 (687 amino acids)
Source: RefSeq, a predicted model, not a curated record